GAUUACUGAUACUUCUCAGCGCUUUCUGGGCUACCGUGUCUGCGGCAGUCGACGUGAAAACGCAGGACUUGGACAGCGAAGACGUAGAUGGUCCUCCUUUCAAUUUCACAUCCUCUGAGCACCUUCAACUUGAGGCGCGAGACUCCGACCCAGGAGAGGACGGCAUCGUGAAACAGGUAAAUCCACCAACAAUGGUCAUGACUAAUGACCAGCCUAGUCACUUUUACGGCUUUAACAACGGCGAACCCUUCAUCCUCGAAAAAAUCCCCGAGACGAAAAGCGACGCGACCAAAGGCACGACGCUAUCCUCCGGCUUAGGAGAUUACUAUGAGGACAUCGAAGGAGAUGACAAGCACGUCAUCGUCAAGGACAACAAGAACUAUAAGCCAGACUCGAUUGAUCGGAAAGACAACGUCCAUAAAUAUUAUCGCCCGAACGACAUUCCAUCUAAUCCGUUCAAAAUCACGUCCGACCUGCAUCAAUUCUUGAACCUACCAGUGCACUAUAGCACGAGCGACAAGUUUCCCCUAAUUUCGAACUCGUAUGCCAACAUGAAAAUUCAGGGAACCGGCUCCAAUCACAAGCAGUCCCCGUCAACAUCUUCGACAACGUCAACCGUAUCGCCCUCCUAUUAUACGAUGAAACACUCGCCAACUUCCGACCGAAGUACUACGCCUGUAACAACGCUGAGGUCAACCUCAAAUCAGUUCACCACUUCGACGACACCAUCCACCACAGAAUCCACCACAGUCAGGCGACUAACCACCACCACCGCUGCCACCACAACAACAUCUAAGAGACCAUCCUCAAUUUUCGAUUUCGAGGACCUUGCAUACUCAGACUAUGAUUACGACACGGCUGGAUCAUCCAGUUAUCCACAAAAACCACCCAUAAACGAGUACGAUCAACCGAUUGUAAAACCUACCAGUCCCAAAUCGACCACGAUGACGGAGAAUUUGGAAAUCAAAACUUCCGAGUCCACAUCAACCACAACUACGCAAUCAUCAACAACCACAACCACCACAACCGAAAGCCCACCAAGCAGCACUAGACUGACAUCCUCUUAUAGCGCUGCGGCCUCGACGACAAGACCAAGCACCACAACCACAACUACAACCAUGGCGCCAACUACAACCACGACACCGAAGGUCAGCAUCGUAACGUCUUUACCCAUCGAUAGCAGUAAUGCUUAUUACAUAAGUCAAGGGGCCAGUGGGUUCUCUAAGGCUAGUGAGGGCACUGAGAAAUCUACGCAGUCUACCCGUGUGACUGAAGAAAACAAGAUUCAUCAACAGGCAACUACUUACUCGGGUCCCCAGUACCACGCUGUGAACAAUAAUCGAGAUGGACAACAGAAUGAGAAGCCAACGGUGCUCUUUAAUUUUAACGGAGGCGAUGAACCGUUCCGACCCAUCCACAACCCGGAACACUACCAGCCGAAGAAUAGCAGUCAAAGACCCGUUCAGACUCAGACAGAGGAUAGCAAUUACUACUUAUCCACACUAAAUCCCUACCAGACGGGGGUAAAAAAGCCAGUCCCUCCUCAUAUUCCUAUGAAACCACCAGGUUCGGAAUUCAUUGCAUUGCCAAAUGGACCACUCAGAGUGCCACCAAAACCGGACCACAUGUUCCAACAGAAACCUAUGCAUCAAGCACAGAUGAGUCAAAUUAAUCAGCAAUAUCGACCCCUCAACAACGGCCCUCAUUUCCCUCCAUCCACGAAACCUAAUCAAAACAAGUACAAUAUGUCCUACCACACGCCACCUGAAUUGCGGCCUCCAAGCGCUCCCGUCAAGAAAACAGAGGGCUCCUCGACUACAAAAUACCAAAACGCGGAAGAUCUGACAUUCGUCAAUAUGAAACCAGGUAAGCCACAGCAAAAUAUCCAAGUUCCUCCGGUGAAACAAUCCGAUAUCGUUCAAGGUCACCCAAUGGGGAACAUAGGAGAAAGUCAGAGCUACUCUCUGCAAACAUCAUUUUCGAUCGGAGUUCCUGACAACGAAAAUUCCGCCUCAUCAAAUAACAUUCGCCCCGCACAAGGUAUCGGUCAAGUUUUACCAGCCAACGACGAGACCGAGGCAACAAGACCUGGACAGGUACUCAACACGCAACGCUUAACUCAAAGUGUUCGACCAGGAAUGGUGCAACAGUUACCCAGUAAGCCCGUGGCUCCCAACAGACCUCCUCAAGACCACAGUAGGCCACAAAAUAAACCAAUUCAAAGGCAUCCUUCUGGCUCACCGCUACCAGUUAGGCCUCCUCCAAAUAAUCGUCCACCACAAAUGUCAGACGCAAAGCCACAAUCACAAGGAAAUUACCCCCGACCUCACUGGGAAUCUCAUUCAGGAAAACCGCAAUUUAUGAAUGGUAACAACCAAGUUUCGGCAGGGCCGAAUCAACCAGGACCAAUUCACGGGAAAGAAAAACCUCAAGGUCAGUAUUACCCCAUGAACAGAGGGAAGCCAGAGGUUGACAACAAGCAACCACUCCCUAACAUUCUACCUCAGUUUAGACCGAAUGCCAAAGUAGGCACGGCCGAAUACCCGCCACAUGGAAAUCAUCCUCAGUACGGUCCGAAUCAUCACCCACAGAUGGAAAGACGAAGAGAACCCACAGAUAAGCUGAGACCUCCACCUUUGCCGAGACCACAAUUUCUUCGAAUCAAUAGGAAUGAUGACGAAAAUUCAAUGGUUGAUGAGGAAAUCAGAGAAUCGUUAUUAUACCCAGAAAAAGAGUCGAGGACUAACCAAAGACCGAGCAUGAAUGCACAACAACCGAGUAGAGUUACAACUUUACAAAUGAUGCAACACGGGUCUGCAUUUGCCCCACAACGACUAGUUCGAAAUGAGGAAACACUCGAGACUAAAGCAGGAGAUAAAAAGCCUGUGCACUUAGUUUAUCCAAUGACCGGAAAAACCUCCCAACAAAAGAACGAGGGAGUCGUCAUAGUGGGCGUAAAGGGACCUCAAAGGCCUCUCCCACCGCCUGACCUAGACCUGACCGACGAUGAUCAAUCAUUUCCAAUGGUAGACAAGCAAAAACCUUUUCCCCUGCCUGCCAGAGACCGACCCGACACACCUAUCCUCAAAACCAAACUGAACAUCAAACCCAUCAAGAACGAUUUCCCGUACCCAUUAGUCAAGCCAAACGCUAAUGCAGGGAAUGAAGACACUAUCAAUAACGAAAAGAAAUACCACGAGCUAGCACAAAACAAUAUAAAACCGGACAGCAAUAGCAUCAGUGAGUACACAGCGUACAGUCCAACCAAACGGACGGACAUCGAUGUCGAAGAUGACAUGACCAAGUUAGCCGAUGAAGCUGUGAACUUGAUUCCUUACCUACAGGACUACAUGCCUUACGCUACGAAGAAGCCACUGGUCAAAAUCCCGACCAAAUCACCUGUUUACAAGAAGGACCCUCUUCCAGACUGGGCAAGUGAGAAGUACGAGUCCAACAAACCUAUCAGCGUCACGCUCACCAACACACCAGCCGAAGAAGCAGCGACGGAAAACCGAACUUCAGAUAUGUCGACGAGGCCCUCCGAGCCAUUCUAUUCGGGUCUCUUGCAAACGGAGGAGAACAAGCGCGUCGCAGUGAUCAACAAGAACUCGAACGGAAACGAGUACACCCUCUCAACGAUCAUGCACACCCAUCCGACCCAACAGAAGGAGUCCAUCGAGUACGAGCCGAUCUCGAGCUCGGGCAGUUACUCCUCGGGCAGCUUCAACCACAAACCCCAAACACCGGACUCGGUGCCGCAGUCGGUGAACCUAGAGGCACCGUUCCAGGCGAGCAUCAGCGCGCCGCAGCACGAAACACACGGAUGGAGCGUCAUAGGAAGUAUACGACGGCCCGAGGACGAGCUCGACAGGAGCGACUCCAACCACACCGUCCACCAAACGGAGGCUCAGACCGAAGAGUCCACGUUCGACUUCGACAACUUCAAACCGCAGCUCAUGGGCGGCUUCAAGCCUAUCCUCCCACCCUCAGCCGAGGACACUGCCAUGGAGACGGAAUCCGAUAUCAAAAUAGACUCGGAGGAAGCCAAGUCAUAACGCUCAUUCACCUCUUCGCCGUAGAAAUAAUUCCGACGCCAAAGUAGCUUUCUUACCGAACCAGCUCCUGCCUGAUCCGUCCAGGUAAUCGCAACAUUCGAUACUGCGGGAUUAUGUGAGCCACAUUCCAUUAAAAAAACUUAUACCUACUGUAGGUGCUGUAGUGGCGGGUUCUUCAAGCAUACCAUCUGUGCUGGGUUUAAAGGCCGUAAAUCUAGGAUUCAAGAUCCCUUCAGGGCCGGAUUUAGGAUAUUUGGCCUAACAGGCGCAGUCCGUGGUGCGGGCUUCUCUUAGGUGCAUCUCCCCGGAGGAGGAGAGGACACUAAGGGAUGAACACUUUCAGUUAAGGCGAGUCCAAGGGGCCUCCUUCGAUGAUGUUUUAACCCCUCUUAAACGCAAUUCAAGGCGUUUUUUGAAAGGUACUGUAAGGGAGAUAAGAGAGGGGACAUCCUGUGACAACUGUAAGCCUUUGAGAAACAAGUGAAUGUACUAUGGUCGAGAAAAAAUUAAAAAUUAAUAUAUUGGAGAGGGAGAAAAAAGAGACUUUUUGAUGCAGGCCCCUGUGCGCUCGCCUAAACGGUAAAUCUGGCCCCGCGGAGUUCCGGCUGCUACAGCCGGAGAAUUUGAAGCUACGGCUCCCAAGUCGAGAAAAACAGUCUCUGGACCUGUGACAGAUGGUAUGUCUUCGUAUCCUGGAAUCACGGCUUUCAGGCUCGGAACUUUUUUUCAGGGUUUAACAGUCGCGGAAGAGACCUGCAACUCGUCAUAUUUGUUGCCACGAGAAGGGUUGGUGUACAUUUUCAAAUCGACCGCUCAAAACUAUCUUCGGUACUGAUUUUCAACUUACUCGUAACUUGCAGAAAAAUUUCGAAACGUUUUUUACGAUAGUUAA
Molecule: messenger RNA, 4947 nt
Organism: Bemisia tabaci
Lineage: Eukaryota; Metazoa; Arthropoda; Insecta; Hemiptera; Aleyrodidae
Source: RefSeq, a predicted model, not a curated record